CCGCCCAUUCGCCGCUGCUGUCUGAGCUCGGUCAGGUGUUCGUUGUACAGCGACGUAAACUUUGCAUUUCGAAAACUGAUUGGAUUUGGUGUUCGGGGAAAAACACAGACGAGGCCAUGCUCAGACGGAUACUUCAGAUGACUCCUGGGAAGGGAGGCUCCCAGAAUGCAGAGUCAGAGCAGCCCAGCACAGACCUCAACCACGAUCAGACGUCUGAGGGCUUCAUCUGUCCUCAAUGUAUGAAGUCUCACAACUCUGCAGAGGAGCUGUUUAAGCACUAUGAGCUGUUCCAUGAUACUGGAGACCUACCCGCUCAUAUGGCCCCCACUCGGGAAGACCUUACAAUGCUGCGGCAAGAAGUUCAGGACUUGCAUGUUACUCUCAAGGAGGAAAAGUGGUUCUCUGAAGAGCUCAAGAAGGAGUUGGACAAAGUCCAAGGACAACUGAAGCAAAAUGACGGACAGAUGAGCUCAGAUGAUUCAGCCCUUGAAAAGAAGUUGAAUGAAGCAGAGACAGAAAAGUUCAACAUCAAGCAGAUGAAAGACUUGUUUGAGCAGAAGGCUGCCCAGCUGGCCACAGAGACAGUAGACUUAAAGUCCCGCUAUGAUGAGGAGAAGAGCCUACGGGAGGCUGCUGACGAGAGGCUGGGCAAACUGACCGAACAGCUACAGAAAGAGAAGCAGGAAAAUGAAGGACUCCAAACAGAACUGCUGCAGCGGCCGGGAGUGGAGGAUGUGGAGGUACUGCAGAAGGAGCUGGUGCAGGUCCAGACGCUGAUGGACAGUAUGACCCGUGAGAGGGAGGUAGAGUCUGAAUGCCUCAAAUCCCACUAUGAGCAGCUGCAGGCUAACUACACUACCUCAGAGAUGACUAUAUCCCAACUAAAAGCAGAGCUGGAGAAGGGUCCACAGGAAGCAGCUGUCUACACACAACAGAUCCACCAGCUGCAGAGCGAUCUGAAUAAUUUGCAGCAGCAAAGCCAGAGCCUGUCUGAAAAUCUUGCACGAAAGGAGAAAGCGUACCAGGAACUGGAGGAGCGUCUGGGAGCUGAGAAGGCUGCCAAGAAGGGAGCUCAAGGCAGCCUGAGAGCGAGGGAUCUGGAGGUUCAAGAGCUCCAGGCUCGGGCCACAGGGGCAAAAGCCUCCCUGAAGAAGGCCUUGACGGAGCUUGGAGAGAGGGUUGAGGAGGUGGGAAAGUUGAAGAAUGAGAUUACGGAGCUGGAGGUGAAGCAUGCAGAGCUGAAGGUGGAGAGGAAACAGUUGGAACACCAAAGGGAAGAAAAAGACAACCAAGGAGCUCAGCAGCAGACUGAGAUCAGCCAGCUGCACGCCAAACUGCUGGAGGCCGAGAGACAGCUGGGCGAAGUGCAAGGUCGUCUUAAAGAACAGAGGCAGCUUUCUGGUGAGAAACUAAAAGACCGCGAGCAGCAAGUCGCCGACCUACAGCUCAAACUAUCCCGUGCAGAAGAACAGUUGAAGGAGAGUGCCACUAAGAAUACAGACGUGCAGCACCAACUGGAGAAAGCUAAGCAGCAGCACCAGGAGCUGCAGGCGCUGCAGCAAAACACAAAUGGCAAACUCCGCGAGGCUCAGAAUGACCUGGAGCAGGUGCUGCGUCAGAUUGGAGACAAAGACCAGAAGAUCCAGAAUCUGGAGGCUCUGCUGCAGAAGGGGAAGGACAUUGUGAGCCAGCUGGAAACUGAGAGAGAGGACUUGUGUGCCAAGAUCCAGGCUGGUGAAGGAGAGACUGCUGUGCUCAACCAGCUAAAGGAGAAAAACUAUGGAUUACAAGAACAGGUCACACAGUUGACAGACAAGCUGAAGAACCAAUCGGAGAGCAACAAGCAAGCCCAGGAUAACUUGCAUGAUCAGGUCCAGGAGCAGAAGACUCUGCUGCGUUCAGCUCAGGACCGAGCCCACACCCUGGAGACCUCCGUCACUGAACUCACCACCCAGUUUGCAGACAGCAAGGAGAAAGUAGCCCAGCUAGAUGCUCAGCUGAAGGCGAAGACAGAGCUGCUGCUAUCUGCAGAGGCAGCCAAGGCUGCACAGAAGGCUAACCUGGAAAACAACCUGGAGACGGCUCAGCAUGCACUGCAGGACAAACAGCAGGAGCUGAAUAAGGCUCAGAAGAAGUUGGAGGAGGAGGACCAAAGGCUCAAGGAGAGACAGGAGCAGUGCACACAGCUUGAUGCCAGUCUGAAGGAAUGCAAAGACAAACUAAUGGCCUCAGAACAGCGUAUAGAGCAGCUGGAGGGCCUCAAUAAGAAAUUCGAGUCACAAGUUGGGGAGUUGCAGGCCACUCGGGACCAGGUGCAGCAAGAAGUGCAGAAGCUGCAGAAGGAGAGGUCAGAGGUCAAACGGAAAGCAAAGGAGCUGCAGCACUCGCUGGAAACAGAGAAAUCAGUGACUACAACACUACAAGAGGAGUUGAAGAAAAAAGCAGCUGCUUUGAGUGACAUUCAGCAGCAGCUGGAGCGCAGCGAGCAGGACAAAGCUUCUCUGAAGGUGAACCUGGACAAGGUGGUCCAGGAGGGGGAAACUAAGAAUGCCGAUCUGGACAGGAAAUCCCAGAGCCUGACAGUAGACCUACAAAAGGCCCAGCAGGAGAAAGAGGCUCAAAAGAAGGAGCUUUUCUUUACACAGGAGAGCCUAGGAAAGGCUAAUAAAGCACUGAAAGAGAGUCGGAGUCAACUGGACACAGAGAGGAAGAACCAUAAGUCAGUCAUGGAGGAGAAGGAAAAGUCCAAUGAGAAGGCCAGACAGGAGCUUCUUAAGAGUAAUGAGGGCAUCGCCAAGUCAAUGAAAGAAUCGCAAGAGCAGUUGCAGCAGAUGGUAGAGGCAGAGAAAAAGUUGAAAGUGCAGCUGACCACGUUGGAGCAGCAGCGCUCUAACACUCAGGCGGCUCUGAAGGAAAAAGAGAAGGAGUUGGAAAAGCUGCGGGCACAACUUAAGACGAGCAAGGGGUCCUUUGAGGACGAGAUGAAGAAACUGAAGGGCCAAGUGGCAGAGUUACAAGAAGUCCAUGUCAAGAAGACAGAAGAGGAGAGUAAGCUGAGGGCCCAGGUGUCUGGGCUCAGCCAGAAGCUGGCCUCUGAGAACAGCCGGACAACAGAGCUGCAGAAGGCCUUGGAGCAGAGCCAGGAAAGCUUCACUAAGCUUCAGUCUGAAUUAUACGGCAAGGAGUCUGAGGUCUCUGCCCUGCGUCAAGACCUGAAGGCAUCAGAGGAGAAGCUGAACUUGGCUCUGGAAGAGCUGGCCGCUAACCAAAGCCAUCAAACAGGUUUAGAGGCUCAGAUCCAGGAUCUGCAGAAAGGCCGGGGCUCAUUGGAGCAGGAUCUGGAAAAACGGGACCAGAAGCUCCAACAGCAAGAGCAAACCCUGAGGGGACUACAGGAGCAACAGGGUCAAGUAAAGGAGGAACUGGAGAAGGAGAAGAACAAACUAGAGGAGCUUAACAAAGCCAAGACUGUCCUGGAAAAGAAUAACACCAUACUGACUUCUGAAUUAAAAACUCUAACCGAGAAGAGCAAGAAGGAGCUGGGUGAGUUGCGGGAAGCAAAACAUCUGUUGAUCCAGCAGAAACUGGAGCUGCAGCGUCAGAUGGAGGCAGCACAGAAGAUCCUUGAGCAGGAGCAGAAAGAGCACCAGGCCACCAGGGACAACCGGGGCCAGAGAGAGGAGCAGCUCCUUGCACAAACCAAGAAUGUCCAAGAUCAGUUGUCGGCAGAGAAACGGGCCAGAGAAGAGCAGGUGAAGCGUGGGGACGAGGAAGAAGCUAAGAUGGGGGUGCAGGUGACGGCUCUGAAUGAAAACGUGGCCACGCUGAAGAGAGAGUGGCAGGGCAGCCAACGGCGAGUCGGUGAACUGGAGAAGCAGACCGAUGAGCUGAGAGGAGAGAUCGCGGUGCUGGAGGCCACCGUCCAGAACAACCAGGAUGAGCGACGGGCUCUCUUGGAAAGGUGUGUGAAGGGUGAAGGCGAGAUCGAGAAACUGCAGGCCAAGGUGGUGGAGCUGAGGAAGAAGCUGGACGACACGACGGCAGCCAUGCAGGAGCUCGGCAGAGAAAACCAGUCGCUCCAGAUCAAGCAGUCCCAGAGUUUGACCAGGAAGUGGGCCGAGGACCACGAAGUGCAGAACUGCAUGUCCUGUGGGAAAGGCUUCAGUGUGACUGUCAGGAAGCACCAUUGCAGACACUGUGGCAACAUUUUCUGCUCCGAGUGUUCAUGGAGGAACACCCUCACACCGUCCUCUAAAAAGCCGGUACGGGUCUGUGAGACGUGCUUUGAGGAGCUCCAUGGCUGAUCUCCCUCCCAUCCCUUUACCUCCCCCAAACCUCCCGAUCCCUCACCCCUUUACCCUCCACUUCCUACUACAGCGAGCAGAAGAAGGCGUGUCUUUGUCAUAUUUAAUGUACACUAUUAAGGACCCAGUGCAAAGACUCCCAUCAGCAGGUGAUUUCUGGCUCUGGUGAGGAGGGGAAUAACUGAAGGGUUUUGAUGAAGAGACUCCAGAGCCACAUGAUGGGAUUGGAUCGGGGUGGGAAUGGUUGGGAUUGUCUGUAUCUGUUUUUGUGCCUUUGCUACUCCUGUGGACUGCCAGAGAGCGGAGACAGUGAGAACUAAACACCAUCCAAGUUAAGUUCAUAUUCACGUUUCCGUUGUUGUUUGGAAUCAUUAGCAAGUGCAAGGUGGUUGGCGUGUGUGUUGUAAGAUGUUUGGCAUCCAUCAGCUGUCAGGAGGUGAAAGGUCAGUGUGACACUGCCGGAGUGACCGGGGGAAGUGAAUAUUGUAAUGGCGAUGUUUAAAAUCACUUCUGCCCUACAAAGGUAAAUGCAGGUAACUAUUUAGUAAAGAAAAUAAAUAUCUGUGACGUUUUCUGUGUACGACUACAUCGAUCUGAUCACAAUAUCCUUUUUUUAUUGGAAAAAAAGGAUAACUCAAGAAGUAAUCAGUGAGUACAAAAAUAUUUUCCAGAUAUUUUUUCAUUGAAUGUGUGUAAUGCAGAUUUGACAUGUGGAUAAGAAAGUGUGUUGAAAUGUUUUACUACUUCUUUUUUUUUUUGAGGAACAUACUUCAAAUUUACUUUCAGGAAAUCAUUAUUUGAACAGAAUUUCAUGCUGUCAGCAGUUAAUUUGGCCCCAAAACAAGUUAGUUUAUCAGCUUAACUUUAAAUUUGAUGUUUUGUGGACAAGAUUUCUUAACAAUAUUAAGUAGUGAUUUUAAAUUCAAGAAUAUGUAUUGUAAAUUCAGCACUCAAUCCUUUUUGUCAACAUGUUGUUGUACAGUGUAACACAGCAAAAGCAAAUUAAUUACAGCUCCAGAAUUUAGGGUCAAAUGUCAUUUUUGUUUUGUAAAUGUUCAAACUGUCAAUAAGAAAAUCAACUCAUCAGUUGAUUUUUGCACCAGCGUUUAUUCUGCACGGGACUUGAGAUCAACUGCGACGUUGAAUCGGUUCCUGCAUGUUUCCUUUGUGCGGCAGCGUGUUUGUGUGUCUGAUGAAAUUGAAGUUUUCAGCCAAUUCAUGACCAAAGAAUGUCUGCAGCAGGAAUACAGACGAGAUGAAAAAUCUGAGCUUGUUUCAUAUUUCAGUAUUUUUCUAAGCGUGAAGCUUUUGAGUUUUAAGUCGCAGGGUCCUAUUUUUAUUUUGAUCACAGCAUGUAUGACGAUCUGAGAGGCUUUUAUGUCCAGUGAGUGUUUGCUGUGCCACAUUUCUCUUUGCGUGUUAAUUUCUGCAGACUGUUAAUGCAGUCGUUGCAGUUGCCUGCAUGUGUAUUUUGUAAUUGUUUUUUUUCCUGCUGCUUCUACACUCUGUGUGUGUGUGUGUGUGUGUGUGUGUGUGUGUGUGUGAUAUAGCUGCUUUGGAGCAAUAACUGUGGCUGUGUGUGAUGUUGCUGUAACAGAGAGUGUGUGUGUGUGUGUGUGUGUGUGUGUGUGUGUGUGCAGAGAAGCACUGUAUGAACGUCGGCUGCUCAGAACCUCAGUAUCUCUUGUGUUGUUCGGGAUGUCGGUGCUGCCUUCAGGCGCAGCGGUUGCUGCCGGUUCUCUGUCCAUCCUGCGUCCAGCUGAUGACACUGUAAAAGGUCAUUCCUGCUUUAUAUAAUUUAUAAUUGUUGACAGAAUCUUGGUAAGAUCUUUUGUGCAAUUUUCUGAAGACUGGAGCAGACGAAAACACAGUAAUCCGGGCGACAAUGCAGGCAUUUUGCAACAAGCAGCUUGUUUCAGACUUUGGCUUCCCUAAUUAUCGAUAUGCGCAAACAAAAUCGUCCAUUUUAGUUGCAAGCACUCAAGUUCAGCCGUCUCUUUUGUGUUGCAUUGGUUUUGUUAUGUCUACCUCAGAUUGGCACAGGAAAAGCACUAUUUCUAAACCUUAGAGAUCACAAAUAUUGUUAUUGCCUGCAUUUGAUCAAGGAUGUGUGAUUUAUCUAUGUACAGUCCCUUAAAACCUAGAGAGAUGAUUUGCACCUUCUUGUAUUCUGGGCUCGUCCCUAUGAAAACCCAGCCACGAACCACCGACUUUAUACAGGCUUCAGCAUUUCUAGCCUCGAUGUACUUAACUGCUCAUUAAUAAUAAGGCUGUCAUAAUUAUCUUUGUAAAUGUUUGUAUUGAAAGAGAACAUGGAAAUAUAUAACACUUGUGGAUGUAGAAACAUGACAAAAGUGAAAAUGUGUGUGGACUCAGUGUCUUUAAAUUUAAUUUAAAUUAUUUUUACAAAAAAGGCACCACAGUGAAUCGUGGCUUGCUUGGUGUUGCUGCCAGUGAUCAUGCAUGGUGACUUAAUGGCCUGUGGCUCACACGUUUUCUCCAUGUUUCGUCAUCAUAUUUGAUGGUUGUGAAGGUUUGCCUUAGGCCAUCGUCUUGUAUGCCUCUGCUCACUGUCAGCGGUAUUACCCGCCAGGGGGAGCUCAGCUUACCUGGGGGGGACGAGAGAAACAACGUUGUUUAUGUUCACAUGCACCAUUUGAUUUUUUCUAAUUCAUCUUCAUGACAAACAUAAAUAAAACCUACAGUAUGUUUCUA
Messenger RNA from Cyclopterus lumpus (lumpfish), 7019 nucleotides. RefSeq names its product early endosome antigen 1 (gene eea1). Gene Ontology annotation, biological process: endocytosis. Gene Ontology annotation, molecular function: 1-phosphatidylinositol binding; metal ion binding. The transcript has 29 exons. Gene Ontology annotation, cellular component: early endosome. Bases 117 to 4304 code for a protein of 1395 amino acids. NCBI's taxonomy places the organism in Eukaryota, Metazoa, Chordata, Actinopteri, Perciformes, Cyclopteridae. The record is from RefSeq and is a predicted model, not a curated record.